Messenger RNA from Amphibalanus amphitrite, 2892 nucleotides. RefSeq lists its product as uncharacterized. The record is from RefSeq and is a predicted model, not a curated record. The coding region runs from base 220 to 1929 and encodes 569 amino acids. The transcript has 3 exons. NCBI's taxonomy places the organism in Eukaryota, Metazoa, Arthropoda, Thecostraca, Balanomorpha, Balanidae.
GCAGUCAGUCGAGCGGGCUCGACUCGAGAGCGAGGUAGGCAGCAGGCGAGCCUGGCCCGGUCCGCACGUGACAGCUCGUGUGGAGAUUGCACGGGUUGCACGGUGACACUGUGGGGAAGGCGUCUGCACACCACAGACCUUCCCGCCGCGACAAGUUAGCGGCUUGUGCUUGGAUUGUAGUCUCCGCAACAGGUCCGCGUCUCUCUGCCUGCCGCAGCGAUGGCCCUCUGCCUGCCGUCGGCCAAGCUCCUGCGCCGCCAAUUCGUGCUGCUGGUGGUGUGGAGUUUGGCCUGCUACGGUCUAUACAGGUUCACCGGCUCGGAGCGCCAGGCGCGCUCCGCGGCGCCGGGCCAGGCGUCUCCGUCCCGACAGAUCCUGCAGCAGGUCCCCGAGUCCACGACGGACGCGGUGCCACUGGAGCGCCUGCUGGAGCUAGAGCCGCUGGUGGACACCUCGCCGGCCCAGUCCGAGCGGCAGGCGCUCGAGACCGUCAAACGCACCGUGCCCAACCUGCCCAUGGACUUUUGGGCGCGCCGCGUGAUGCGCACCUCGCGCGUCAACAGCACGUGCGCGCGCCUGCCGUCGCUCUACGACAUCAAGUUCAACAACAUCUACUGGCAGGUGCUGGAGACGAGCAAUGGGACAUACAACUUUUACGGUGCGUACUACGACAACCGGCCGGCGCUGGCGAUCGGCCCGCUGGUGCGGCUGCUGGUCAUGAUCGACCGUCUGAAGCCGACGCUGCUCACGCACUGCCAGAUGUGGUUCGAUCAGCUGCCCUUCCCGAUCAUCGCGCCCGUCAUCGAGUACAAGUACGUGUGGUACGAGAAGUGGGGCAACUACGAGCAGGGCAUCCUGCAGCCGUACCUGAUGGCGUGCCAGGUGCCGCGCCAGUUCCGCCAGAUGGUGCCGCGCGCCGUCACAGUCGUGGAGCGGCCGUGCGACAAGUCCACCGUGGCGCUGAAGGUGGUCAACAACCGGCCGCUGCCCGGACAGCGCCGCCAGGACUUCGCCGUCUGCGUCAAGGGCCUGUCGUUCCCCGACCACGACCUCUCCGUCCGGCUGGUGGAGUGGCUGGAGACGCUGCGCGUGCUCGGCGCCAAGAAGGUGUUCCUGUACAAGCUGGAGGUGCACCCGAACAUCUCCAAGGUGCUGCGCUACUACCAGCGCCAGGGCCUGGUCGAGGUGACGCCGCUGACACUGGCCGGUGAGCAGCCCAACCUGUCACCCCUGCAGCGGCUCUAUCUCAGCAAGAUGAUCACCAACCGGCGCCAGAGUGAGCUGGUGCCCUACAACGACUGCUUCUACCGCAACCUCUACCGCUACGAGUACGUGGCGCUGUUGGACACGGACGAGGUGAUCAUGCCGACCGCGUUCAACAGCUGGUCGGAGCUGAUGGCGUCGGUGGUGCCGCGCGCCGACCACCAGGCGCACCUCCGCGGCAGGGAGAUCGCCUCGUACAACGCGCGCAACGUCUACUUCUUCGACGUGCAGGGCCACGAGCACACCUGGCAGCCGGACAUCCCGCGCUAUAUGCACAUGCUGCAGCACGUGCAGCGCAGCCGCAAUUACACCAAGCCGGGCCAGUACAUCAAGUGCUUCCACCGCACGGACCGGGUGGUGGCGCUGCACAACCACUUCCCGCUGGCGUGUCUGGGCGGCUGUCUGUCCUACAGCAUCAGCACCAGCGACGCACAGCUGCAGCACUACCGCGCCGACUGCGUGGGCCCGCUGCAGAAGACGUGCGAGGCCGAGUUCCGGCGCGACUCGGUGCGCGACACCUCCAUCUGGCGCUACAAGCAGACGCUGACGGCGCGCGCCACGCACACGCUGGUGCAGCUCGGCUUCCUGCCGGCCGAGUCGGAGCGGCUGACCGAGCUGCUGCUCAGCGGACGCUCCGCGGCGUCAGCGGCCAUCGUGGCGCGGUAGCGAGCCGGGAUCACCGGCAGACGGUGAUAUCGCUCAUCUCUGGUGUUCUCUAGGGAAGGUCCAGUCUGUGAUUUAUAAUGAGGACACGGUGCAUGACUCUGUAGGUGUUUGACCGGGCUGUCGAGCCGAAAUGCAGCUCGAUGUUAUUUUAUGUCAUACAUGCGGUUCCGAAGAUACCCUGCUUAAAUGAUAAUGGUGAUACACGAUUAGGUAUAAUGCGUAAGCGCCCACGAUAUUCACAGAUCAAACUGCUUUGAUGAGUUUCUGUAAAGCAUCCAUCGAGAGUAUCGUAUGCUGACUGAUGACCUAAGAAAUGAAUACCACAAACGCCGGUUGACCGGCAAGGCGGCAAGCGCUUAUGACAUGCAAGCAGAGAACUGGAUGUGACUGAGCGUAGGUGUAUGCCUACAGGUCGUAUCUGAUAUACCAUUUGAUGUUUUUGCAACUCCAUUAUGUAGGUAUAUAUAAUGGUGUACCUAUAAUGUGCAGCCGAUGUGAUAUGAUGAUGGCACAUUUGGAUGGUGAGGUACACAUUUGGUACACGACGUCUCUUUGUAUUGCUCGUGUUUUUUUUUUUGUGAAGCCUGAGUUUUGGUUGUUCGCUGCAUGUGUUGCUUGGCGACGUUUUUCGGAAUUUACCUUAUUCAAUUACAUGACGUGUUUAUUUUCUGUUUCGUAUAACAGAAGUACCAUAGAUAACAUGAAUAACAUGAUUCAUGUUAUCUAUGCAGAUACCUACACAGAGAUCAGCAUAUGAAGAUAAAAUAUCGAUGCGACUAAACCAUUUAGGUACGAUUAUUUCAACCCCGCAAACCUGCUUUGGGUGAGGAUAGACGAUGUUGAGUAUUACUAUUUUUGUACUGUUUUGUAUACAGCUCUACCGGCGUUCUCAAUGUGUUGCGAUCGGACCUACUUAUGCAGUGCGUGCCUCAGUCACUCCAAUACACAAAACCUGUAGAAAAA